AUGGAUAAUGAUGAAUUAUCUUUGGAACGUAUGACCCAGGUCAAUAGUGUUUUAAGAAUUCUCACCGAAUCCAUAGAAAAACUGAAAAUUGCCCUGAUUUUACCGCAUCUUUUUGAGAAUCCGAUUAUGUUAGAACAAUAUUUGGAUGAGACGGGUUAUGGUGUCUGUCAAAAACUUAUUCAGCAAUACAUUAAGGAAAGGAAAUUGAAAAUCUCUACUUUGCCAUCCAAUAACGCCACCGGCGGCGCACCUUAUUUAGAUUAUCGUCUCAUUAAAAUUAUCGAUUACUGUCAUGAAAAUUACAAUAUUCUGGAUUACUUAUUACCCCACAUGCAAAAUGAUCUGUCGCCCCAAGAUAAAUCUCUACUCGAUGCAUUCCAGUUACUACGCGAUAUAAGUGAGCAACGUUUAAAAAAAUACGCCAUUGCGGAAUUAAAUAAAGAGAAGCGAAUUCAUGAAAUAUUUCAUGAAAAUGAAAUGGUAAAAAAGAAUAUUCAAGUUACCCAACGCCAAUUAAAAAAGCAACGUAUCAAUCUGCAAUGGAAACUGGCCGCCAAAGAGGCAAUGAUACAAAAAUACGAAGAGAGUCUGUCUUUUCGCAAAUAUGAUAAUAAUGUGAAAAUUAAACAGGAAAUUCGCAGUAUUCGACAAAUUCAUGCUGCCAGUGCUGUCAAACAAAAGGAACUGCAAGAGGAAUUGGAGCAGAUCAAUGCGAAUUAUGAAAAGGUGCUCAAAGAGAAUUUGAAGCAGGAAAAAAUUGCCCGAGAUGAAAAAAACAAACUCCUCAUCCAGCUACAAUCGUUAAUUAAAAAAUUCGAUCAAACAAUUGGUGAUAAAAUUAUCGAAAAUAUGAAUUUACAAGAGGAAUAUGAGCGACAAAAGCAGCUCUACGAUGAAUUUAUGCUCGAAUAUAGACGCGAAGAAGAGGAAUAUAAUCGGAUUGUACGCACCAAAGAAGAGGAGGAAAAACGUAAACAGGAAGAGAAAAUCUUGCUAUUUAUGAUGAAUCGGGCCGCGAGAACUAUACAGCGUCGAUGGUUACGUUUUCGCAAGCAGCGUAGCCGUAAACAGGCGAAAAAGGGUAAAGGUAAAAAGGGCAAAAAGAAAUAA
Musca vetustissima is the source of this 1110-nucleotide messenger RNA. RefSeq names its product golgin subfamily A member 6-like protein 6. Lineage: Eukaryota; Metazoa; Arthropoda; Insecta; Diptera; Muscidae. The record is from RefSeq and is a predicted model, not a curated record. Bases 1 to 1110 code for a protein of 369 amino acids. The transcript is spliced from 6 exons.